AUGGCUGUCCCCUUGCGCUUCUCUGCACAAGCUCCCUCAUCUCGCCUAACAGAGAUAAUUCCCGAAUCGGAUCGGGUUGAAGAGCUUUCGGAUUCCGACGACGAGUACGAAGAUAUGGGUACGGCUACGGUUGAGGAGCAGGCACAUAUCGCCUACCUUGAUAGUGUGAGGACACCGAUCAGAGAUACUCUCGAGACAGAAACAUCACAGGUGCAGGAUGACACCUAUGGGGUCAUCCUGCCCUACCUGGAAGGCAAUCCGAAUGAUUUUUCCCUGAAUGCUUUUGGCGUACCAAAGCUUCAACGGGAGAAGCAUGUUGCCAUGCUGAAGAUGGUCCUGGGAGACUAUCCAGGGAAGUUUGCCAUGAUGGACGCGUCUCGACCAUGGAUCUUAUACUGGGGUCUGCAAAGCAUGACAGCGCUAGGCCUCGACAUAUCCGGAUAUCAAAAACGGGUAGCACACACCUUCUCUUUAGCUCAACACCCGGAAGGCGGAUACGGAGGUGGAUAUGGCCAACUUCCUCAUCUCGCAUGCACCUACGCUGCGGUCCUAUCACUGGCCAUGGCAAGCGGGACUGAAGCAUACGACUCCAUCCAUCGCAGAGCCUUGUGGCACUUUUUGGGGCGAAUGAAGCAAGCAGACGGAGGUUUUACCAUGGCCGAAGGCGGCGAGGAGGAUAUUCGAGGUGCCUUUUGUGCCGUAGUAGUCUUGUCUCUUCUUAACCUCCCCCUGGACCUACCUCAAGAUGCACCGGCCCGGAAACACGGACUUACCAACUUCACCGACGGUUUGGGCAGUUGGGUAUCACAGUGCCAAUCGUGGGAUGGUGGGAUUUCCGCAGCGCCUGGCAACGAAGCUCAUGGUGCCUAUGCAUUCUGCGGUCUAGGAUGUUUGGCGAUCAUUGGACCACCAACGGAGACACUGCACAAAUAUCUUGACAUACCGCUCCUAACUCACUGGCUUUCAUCAAGACAGUGUAGCCCUGAAGGUGGAUACAACGGCCGAACAAACAAGCUUGUCGAUGGAUGCUAUUCGCAUUGGGUCGGAGGAUGUUGGGCAAUUAUCGAAGCUGCCACUACCACAGGAGUCUGGAAUCGCACGGCGUUGGCACGCUACAUCUUGGCUGCCUGUCAGGAAAAGAAGGGCGGGUUGAAAGACAAACCUGGAAAACACUCGGAUGCAUAUCACACGUGCUACAAUCUGGCUGGGCUGAGCGCGGCACAACAUCGAUAUGUAUAUGACGAGGACAUCAACAGAGGUAUCGGGAUGGGAAAUUUAGGUGCGGCAUACCACUGGAAGACCGAUGGCUUAUACGAGGGAAAGAACGAGGUAUGGGACGAUGGCGAUGUUGUGAGAGCUGUUCACCCUGUGUUUGUCAUACCCUACAUGGCGGUUUACGAGUGUAGGAAAUACUUUGAGGAGAAGGAAGGUUUCUGA
This is a messenger RNA of Cucurbitaria berberidis CBS 394.84, 1437 nucleotides long. RefSeq names its product terpenoid cyclases/Protein prenyltransferase. Gene Ontology annotation, biological process: protein farnesylation. The coding region runs from base 1 to 1437 and encodes 478 amino acids. NCBI's taxonomy places the organism in Eukaryota, Fungi, Ascomycota, Dothideomycetes, Pleosporales, Cucurbitariaceae. Gene Ontology annotation, molecular function: protein farnesyltransferase activity. The record is from RefSeq and is a predicted model, not a curated record. The transcript is spliced from 3 exons. Gene Ontology annotation, cellular component: protein farnesyltransferase complex.